This is a messenger RNA of Didymodactylos carnosus, 1068 nucleotides long. NCBI's taxonomy places the organism in Eukaryota, Metazoa, Rotifera, Eurotatoria, Philodinida, Philodinidae. The record is from the annotation of a GenBank genome assembly.
AUGGAAACUACUGAUAUAACAACUGAAAUAGUGUCAACAGUAAUAGUGCCAUCAGAUAAUUCAGAUUAUCAACCAAUUUAUAUUGAUGAUGAAUUAACAACAUAUUUAAUAUUUUUAUUUCCCAUCUAUAUGUUAGCCAUAAUAUUGAAUACUUUAUCUAUUUAUUAUAUACUUAUAACAAAAAUUUAUCGUCAAUAUUUAUCAAAUAUAUUUUUAGUAUGUAUAAAUAUAUCAUCCAUUUUUAGUAUUCAUGGUCAUAUAUUUUUGGUUUUAUUACGUUGGACAAAUAAUUCAUCAUCAAAUCAUUUAUGUUCAAUAUCAAUUUAUACACGUGACUCUGGUUUUAUUUGGUUUAAUAUACAAAUAUUAUUAUUAACAAUUGAAAGGAUUACAUCAAAUUUAAAAUAUAAAAAUGAAAAUAAUCAUCGAAUUAAAUUAUUUUUAAUAUUAAUGACAUUUAUCUCAUUUAUAUUAUCAAUAACAAUACCAAUAUAUUCAUUAAAACAAAGUUAUAUACCAUUUGAUGGUCUUUGUAUUCCAACAAAUAUUAAUACGUACACAAAAUAUUCUCAAUGGUUAUAUUAUGGUUUUGGACAUCCAUUUUUAUGGUCAUCAGUUAUUCUAUUAUUUUUCUUCUAUUUAGGACUUUUAAAACGUCCAAAUUUAUUUAAAAAUUCAAUUAAUUUAAAAUAUGCAAAUAAUGCAACAUUUUUUCUAACAAUUUCAACAUGUGUAUGUCUAUUUAUUUUUACUAUAUUCAAUGAUUAUAUUGGUAUUGGACAAUCAUUAAUUGCAUCUCAAAAUGUAUCAAAUAAAAGAUUUAAUAUUAUGAAUGUAAGAGAUUUUAUUAUUGUUAUACAUAAAGUAAUUAUUGGUUCAACAUUAUUUCUUACUCGACGAGAAUUACGUACAUGGUUCUAUGAUUAUUUUAUUAAAUGUCAAUUCUUACAUGAAGGAACAAUUCAUCAACAACCACAAAUAUUUGACAUUAAAAAGGAUAUACAAGAUGAUGAUUAUCAUGAUUCUAUUGUUGAAGCAAAUUCAUCAAAUAGAGAAAAUGAUUUCUAA